Molecule: messenger RNA, 5838 nt
Organism: Misgurnus anguillicaudatus (oriental weatherfish)
Lineage: Eukaryota; Metazoa; Chordata; Actinopteri; Cypriniformes; Cobitidae
Gene: ccnd2a
Product: cyclin D2, a
Biological process (GO): regulation of pentose-phosphate shunt; negative regulation of glycolytic process; mitotic cell cycle phase transition
Cellular component (GO): cytosol
Molecular function (GO): fructose-2,6-bisphosphate 2-phosphatase activity; cyclin-dependent protein serine/threonine kinase regulator activity
Source: RefSeq, a predicted model, not a curated record
UGUGAGCUUGCUGCAGGAACGCUGCUGUCAGUCUUCGAGAAAAAAAACGAGAAAAAACAAAAACGACAAAAAACAAACAACCCCAACAAAAAGUGCUUGCUAGUCUUUGUAGAGUUUAUCUUCAUGUAAAAAUGCUCCCGUAUUUUACAAAAAACAAGAAAAAAAAUCAAAGCUAUUUUAGAUACGAAAAUAGAUAUUUUUAAAACGAUUUGAUACUGAUGCAAAAAGCUCUACGGUGCCUCAGACUCUUAGAAGGGAAGCGUGUAGUAUUUUGCAAACUCUUUUGAUGGUGUAAACAUAAUAAUAUGAUAUUUAAUGCAAAAGUGAUAGUGUAAAGGGCUUUUCAAAACAGAGUCUACUGGCAUGAAAGGGUACAAAAGGUGGGGCUAUGUUUUUUUACUGUUUUGUUUUGGAUUUUUUUUUUGGUUCAUGUUGAAAUGCCUGAACUUGUACACACAAAGAGGUCCCACGAGGUUGUUAAACGGACCCAGUCAUUCACUUGGCUGUGUACGAAAAGUGCAUUAGGACCAGAGAGAGGGAUUAAACCAGAGCAACGAGACAGAAGUCUUUCGCUAAGAAUGCAGGGCUCUUUUGCUAAUACAGCAGAUGGCUUGAGAAUAGACUAUUAUUAAUAUUAAUAUUAUUAUUAUUAUUCCUAUUAAACAAGCAACUUAUUGUCUCAAUGCUAAAGUUACAGACACUUCAAAUAAGCUUUUGUCAAGCUGCUUGUGUGCAUGCAUUUAUGUGUGGUGUAUGUUGGCUCAUGUACAGAGGUGUAGUAUUUGGGCACCCUUAUGUGAGUCCAAUGAUGUGGGCUUUGUUUAUCAUCUAUCUGCAAGUGUUUGGUGAUAGAGACUGGCUCAGUGGCGGACACACAUGUAAAGGUCUGGGCAGGGGAUAGACAAUGCUUUUGCCUGCUUUGAUGGCCUCCUGUAUCGGUGCCUUAUGUUAAAUGCUUUUAUUUGCUGGCCUGGAAACUGCUUGAGGGCUGAGCCCAACCCAGUGAACACAACAAGAGGAGGCAAGAAAAGGGAGUGGCCAGAGACGUCUACGCGCCCUCGUAUCUUCUGAAUGCAAGAAGAGUUGUUUUAAAAGUUGUGGAUAGUUUAGUGGCAGCCUUCCACUAAAUAUUACAUUUGUAUUGUAUACAGACCGUCUGUUAAGUAUUUUGUUGUGUGUGUGUGUGUGUGCGCGCGUGUGUGUUGAAGGAGCCUUAGGCUGAUUUGUGUUUGCGAAAAGGUUGCUCCCUGUCAGGGACCAAGGGAUGAGCGUAUGUGAAUUCUACAAGCAGUACAGGAAUGUUCAGGCAAGAUUGAUAGAGAACGAUGAUGACUAAGAUGAUGAAGCUUGGUUUGUCGGAUGUGUGAAGCAUGCUGCUGAAAUGAGGAUGCUGAUAUAAAGGAGAAGAAGCGGGAAUGGAGGCCAAAGGAGAACAACAGCUAUGGUUUCCGGAAUCACCUGAUAUUUAAGAUCUUUAAUCUAUUUGUCUGUUUAUUUGUUUUAUGUCUCAUGUUUGAACUGCAAACCAGUUUUAUUGAUACUGCCAGCAACUGGGGAAGAUUACUCCAAAAGCAGAGUACUUUGAAAGCAUAUUUGCCAUGUUUAACAAAUGGUUAUGGUAAAGGAGUUAUUUUCUUUUUUUUCCUCUUUUUUUCUUUUGGGGCUGGUUUCCCAUCAUGGCAUAAGAUCAUGGCAUGUUCUGUUCAUUAUAGCGUUAAACAUUGACAGCCAACGGCAACGUAUAUGAAAAGACCAAAAAAAGGAUCGUAAACGUUCAGAUCAAAAUGGAAGUAAAUUGUUUGUUGAUUUGCACGCUUCAAGGUCAGUUUUCUUGAAAUAAGACAUGUGCAACUGUUUUAUAUAGUGCCUUGAGUCUGACUUUCAGACUGAUUUCAAAACGGUCAGACCGUUUGAAAAUAAGAUCCACUACCCAGUCAUCCAAAAUACGCUGCUUCCAAAGGUUGAACUGGUAUUGGGUUUGAUAACUUCCACAAGUCAACACACACAGUGGCUAAAAACAGGGUGCAUCAGCAGCACGAAACGGAUUUCAAAUGCUGAAUUUCCAUAGCUUACCUUUUAAAGGGGCAGUCAAGCUUAGGUUUGUGUCCGUGUAUGUAUGUGCGUGUGUUUGUGUGCAUGUCUUUCUGUGGGUAAAGGAGACUACUGUGUGAAGUGUACUUUGUAGGUGUGCUCAUCACAAACCUCCUUUCUCCAGAAAUAGUUCUUAGUGACACUUGAGUUUCACAAAGUCACAUUUCCUUCAUCCUCACGCCUAAACCCCGUCUAUCUCAUUGUAUUAAGUGAGUCCGUCUCAUUAUUUUCCCAAGAAAUGAUUUACAGUACUGUUAUUAGAUUGUAUGCGUAAGGGGUAUGAUACUGUAUUCCAAAGUGGUGAGAGAUGAUAAGGGUGUGAAGACAUCAAUCAAGUGUCAAUAUUGUUAUUAUUGAGUUGUUAUUGUUUUUUUCCGCUGCUAAAAAGCUAUGAUUUUUUGUUUCAUCUUAUACACAAAAAAAUAACAUUACAUAGUUGUGAUGUCACAUCAGUGUGCUGCUAUUUUAUAAACAAUUGUAUUAUAAUUAUUUUACUGCUUACAGAAUACUUUGAGAAUACAGAAGUAGAGGGUAAAAGAAGAACAUGAAAUGAGUAUUCGACUGGAAAUGCUCUUUGUACAGUGUCCUCUUAUUAAGGCAUGAUUCUUUACCUUUAAAUCCUUUUUUCCUCUUCUUUCUGUGUCACAUUCUGUAAGUGUGGUAUAUCCAUACCUCAGGUUUACUGGACAUGAAAGACUUUCCCAUUACCUCACACACUUCUCAACAGUUUUUCGGGAACCUGGAAAGGGCAGCACACAGAAGUCGUACUGUAAUAUUUCUGCUGUGUCUGAUGUAGUGAAUCUGGUGAAAUUUGAUUUCAAAUGUUGAUGUUGAUUGCAAGCACACAAGGUUCCCACAUGGACUUCAAUAAUAGUGGAUGGAGGUGGUAGGGAAAAUAAGACCUUUGCGCAUUGUGUUGUGUGCAUUAUUACCUGCCACAUUUAAAAAAUGUUUUGGGUAUCACCCUCUAUCGAUGGAUGUAAACUUGUUAAUACUGACCAAACUGCAGUGUCGAAAAGCCUCCUUCCUCCACUAUAACCAUAUCGUGUACCUCAGUUAUGUCUGUUGCACAAAUCUGUUCAAUAAAUACCUGCUUUAAAGAGUGUGGUGCUAUGUUGGUUCUAUGUUAUUCUUCCUUAUUAAUGGUAAUAUUAAUGAUAUUUAAAAGAAGAGAGGCUGGAAUGAAAACAACAACGUUUUAAAUCAUUGUUUACACACUUGGAAGAUGCUUUUAUCCACGGUGACUUACUUUUACAGUAAUGUACAUUACUUAAGAACCAAAGUUCUUGGUGAUGCUAGCACGCUCUACUAUUUGAGUAACAGGAACACACAAAAUAUAUGACAGAGAAAGUAAACGCUUUUCUGUUCAAUAGUUUUACCUUUCAGAAUUCUCUGAUAAACACCUGAGACUUGUGUGGGGAAAAUAAAGAGGUAACUACGUUGAAUUAGGGGGUGAUGCUAUACUGUAAGAGGCCUUGAAAUUCUGGAUUUUCUUUUGUUAAACUCAAUAAAUGUAUUAUUGAGAGUAUGAUGGAAGUUAAUGGAGAGGACAUGCUGUAUGCUAAGGUCAAUAAACUUACCAUGAAAGAACAUCUUCGCCUCAUGUUCUCCUUAUUUUAGCCAUUCAGCAGCAUCAUAAACGUCGUCAAAAUGAUAAAAAUGAUACAACAAUUUGUUUAACAAAAUGCUAGUUUGCAUUUGAACACCUAACACUUACAUUAAAACACAAAAUAAACCAUUAAAUCGACGCUGUUACAACACCGUUAACUGACAGACGUCACUCAGUUAGUUUCAAAGCCCGCCACCACGAGCCACUGGCGCCCCCUACGUCAGCGUGCGUAAAAACUUCCGGCUAAUCAAAUAAGGAGAUAGCGCUGUCAUUGCUGCAGUCACCUCAAAUUAGCAAAUAUUUGGUGCUUUUAAGAAGCACGAGGGGCUUGACAGUUCGUGAUUGAUUAAUGGCUAAAUGGAUGAGUAUUUUAUAACCUCACGACGCUCUUUACUUCUUUAUAUCUGCAACAAUGCUCACUUUCGCUUUAACGCUAGUCCGACAUGGUGAAACCCAGUGCAACAAAGAUGGGCUUUUACAAGGUCAGAAGAUAGACGCUCCUCUUUCUGAAAUUGGGAUACGGCAGUCUGAAGCUGCUGGCCAGUAUCUUAGAGAUGUUAACUUUACCAAUGUGUUUGUGAGUGACAUGAAGCGUGCUAAACAGACUGCAGAGAUUAUUGUGAAGAAUAACAGAACCUGCCAUGAUAUAGAAUUAGUAACUGAUCCAUCACUUAAAGAGAGAUGUUUUGGUAUUGCUGAGGGAGGUCAAGUCAAAGAAAUGAAAAACAUGGCUAAAACAGCUGGAUGGUCUUUACCGGAGUUCACUCCUCCUGAAGGAGAGACUAUUGAACAGGUGAAGGCACGUAUUAAGGAUUUUCUUAAGGCUUUGUUCCAGCGAAUAGCUAAUGACCACCAAGACAAAAAUCAAGUUUCUGAAGCACCUGUCCUUGAAACUGAUGGGGUUCUCGCAGGACUCCCCGAUGAUGGAGUUUUAAAUGUGCCUGUCCAUGCUUUGGUGGUUGGACACGGGGCUUAUAUGAGCAUACUAAUGCUGUAUUUCUUUGGGGACCUAAAGUGCCCUAUGCCCCGUGGUUCAGACCCAGCUCAAAGGUUUUCCAUCUGUCCAAACACAGGAAUGUGUCGAUUUAUUAUAACUUUGAACUGUAGUAAUGCAGAUCUUACACUUUCAAACAUACAAUGUGUGUUCAUUAACAGAAGAGAGCACAUAAAGUAACAACAGAAGUGUGUAUACAAGAUAGCAGAAUGUUUACUUGUGUAAAUAUAUGGCGCUUAAUUUUAAUUCAAUAAUGUCUCUAGAUGCCAAAAAAAUUUACAUUUUAAUAGGCAUUGUGAAGGGGUGACCAUUAAAAUUGGUUGAAGUAAGUCUACAAAGUAUACAACAUGUUGAAGUGUGUUAUUAGUAUUGAGACACUGAUAGUGGAAAUUAUUGAAUAUUAAAGCUUUUCUGUUUGUUAUUGUUUUUCAGUGCUAUAAAUAUUACCAAAUGAAGUUUAUUUUUUUCUCAGUGGAAUCUCAUAAACAUAUAUUUUGGUAAGGGUGGAAAAAACAUUUUAAUCUGCACUGUCAGAAAAAAAGGCAAGAAUAUGUACCUCUGAACUACUGCUAUGAACUCUUUUGACUCAAAGUGAGAGGAUAUGAAGUGUGUAUAUAGUCACUUGUCCCCUAUAUUUACAAAAAACGGUUCCAGAGUGUCCUGACAUGUACUGAACUUGUGGUUGGUAAGGUGAAAAGAGCACAGAACAGUCAAUAAUACAGAGAGCCAAAUUCAGUUGUAAUGGAACUUGGUGUUUUUAUGAAUAAAGGUUACAUUUGCAUUAAUUGUUUUAGUUAGACAACUAAUGGAUGGAGCACAUGGAGGGAAGUGUUUAGUAUCUGGACCAUUUCAAAUGAUAUAAUCACUUAAAACAAACACCAAUGUUGUCCAACUGGAAUCAGUCCAAAUCAAAUAACAAAAUCAGAUUAAACAUAUUAUGUCAAUCUAUCUUUAUUUCACCAUAGUACUCAACGUUUUCAUCAUCAUCAUGAAAUAAGCAGAAACAUAUUGUGUUCAUAUUGUAAUGUAAGAAAAUAAGCAUUUAUCACCCUGUUUUGAAAUACAUUAUGUACUGGUGGCACUUUUAUGAAUUAAUGUUUUUUUUCCUCAGAGUAAUGUAAUACAAUAAAAUAUAAAAUUUGAA